This is a messenger RNA of Hyla sarda, 1325 nucleotides long. It is a transcript of the gene SDHAF1, whose product is annotated as succinate dehydrogenase complex assembly factor 1. The record is from RefSeq and is a predicted model, not a curated record. The coding region runs from base 147 to 407 and encodes 86 amino acids. Lineage: Eukaryota; Metazoa; Chordata; Amphibia; Anura; Hylidae. Gene Ontology annotation, biological process: mitochondrial respiratory chain complex II assembly. The transcript has 3 exons. Gene Ontology annotation, cellular component: mitochondrion.
GCAGAGCUCGAGGAGGUCAAACUCUCGGUAGUCACGUGCUUCCGUGCUUUUUAUUUUACAUUUAACUCACGGGGUGUGCUGGGGCUUGUAGUUCCCAGGCUCGGUGACUCGGGAAGAUGCGGUUUCUGCUCCAGCUAUGAGACACCAUGAUAAGACACAGCAACCUGCAGAAACAAGUCCUCAGUCUAUACAAACAGUUUUUACGAGCGGGAAAAGACAAACCCGGUUUCCUGCCCCAAAUCCAGCAUGUUUUCAGGAAGAACGCCAAAAUCCCCAGGACUGACAUCAUGCACAUAGAAUAUCUCUUGCGCCAGGGCCGGAGGCAACUGGAUCAGCUGAAGGAUGUGAACACCAAACAGCUCGGAGCCUUCGUCAAAACCCCCAUCGAGGCAGAAAAGGCAUCAUGAAUGGGAAAAGAGCAUCUCCUGCGGACAUAUUCAACAACACCGUAAAUAUUUGUACGUUGGUCAGGAGAAGUGAGGCGCUAGUAACCUGCACCCAUUACAAGCUCAUUUUGAGGCUCCUUUCAGCCACGAUCAAGACAGGACGACUGUGGGGGAUACAGCUUCUGCCCCGUGGAUGAACAAUGCUCACAUGGCUAAAAGACAGAGGAUGGGGCCUUUAUAUGAACUGAGAAAUUUAGUAUGAAAAUAAUGAUGAUUCUAAUCUGUCUGUAUAGAAUUUAUAUUAUAUAUAUGGAUUACACUUUGGCCGGUUUCCCCCAGAUGUAAUAUGUCCGCUAGUCCUGUUCUGACCGCGGCUCUGAGGCGGCCAGUUAAAAAGGUACUCCGCUGCCCCAGCGUUUAGAACAUUUUGUUCUGAACGCUUGGAGCGGGGGUCAUGAUGUCACAGCCACGCCCCUCAAUGCAAGUCUAUGGGAGGGGGCAUGACGACCACCACACUAUCCUCCCAAAGACUUUCAUUGAGAGGGUGUGACAUGAUGUCGCAACCAGCAGCUGGACCCUCGCGAUCAGACAUCUUAUCCCUUAUCAUUUGGAUAGGAGAUAAGAUGUCUAGGGGCGGAGUACCCCUUUAAGAUUGACAGAAACACGGUCAGGACAUGCAUCUGCAUUAUGCUUGUGUGAAACUGACAUAUUUUUCAUGGUUUGGUUAUAGAGAAGUGUUUCCUAACCAGUGUGCCUCCAGCUGUGCUGUCUCAAAUGGUGGGUGGGACGAGGAGAAGCCACCAGGGACUGUCCUGAUGACUCUUUAUUUAGCCAACAUAACAGGUUUCCUUUUUAAAGAGUAUUUGCACUGUCUUUAUAAUCCACUAAAAUGUUUAAGAUAUUUAAUAUAUGAAAUAAAGAUAAAACCUCAGAUGUCAA